AGUUUUGGAUAUUAUACUACCGCUCCUUUCAGAAAGCUGUCACCUGUGGCAGUACUACAGAGCCAAAGGACAUUGCCACUAUCAGAGAGAUUCAGAAAAUGUACUGUUAUGGUUUAGACCUGGAAAUACCUCUAUUGUUCUCUCUAUCCCCGUGUUCUUCGUCCCACAAGGAGGAAUUAGACCAGUGCACUAGAGAAUUCUCAAACCUUUUUAAGUUCAACAUCUCGAGCAACACCUUGUGCAGAGUACGUGCCAAGGCCAAAGUGUGCGUAGCAAUGGCAUGGAAAAUGUCAUCAUGUACUCCAUCAGAUCUGGUGAAAGGUAUUUUCGACAAAGUCAUUGGAGAAUUCAAUCCUUUCUGCACGGGUGACAGAGAUCCGUGGUCAACGAAAAUCAAUAGUUGUGCUCCCUAUAGAAUACCUUAUCGUGAUCCCGUAUGUCAGGAUUGUAACUGCAACACCCUGCACUGGUCUGGCGGCGAUUGGCGAGGAGUCCAAAAAGGUGGUGCACAAAUAACUCAUGAUUUGGCUUUUCUUUCGCUGAGUUAUAUCGUCCGCCUUGCAGCAAUAUUGUUGUUUGAUUAUCUGAUAAUCUGAGUACCUAAAUGGCUGCAAGUGACUUAUAAAAUCACAUCGCAGACCAAUUUAUAG
This is a messenger RNA of Stylophora pistillata, 650 nucleotides long. RefSeq lists its product as uncharacterized. The record is from RefSeq and is a predicted model, not a curated record. Lineage: Eukaryota; Metazoa; Cnidaria; Anthozoa; Scleractinia; Pocilloporidae.